AUGCAUCACCACCAACCUUCGUACGGCGGCUAUCCCGGCCAGUCAUACCAUCAGCAGCAACCUCAGCAACCUCAGAACCCCUACGGUUACAGUCAUUCUCCCCAGCCGCCUCAGCAGCCUUACGGAUCUCCCGCCCCGCCUCAAGGCUACAAUCAGGGACCUCCGCCGCCUGGAUAUCAACAACCGCCCACGGGUCAGGCAGUCUAUGGUGAUGGCCGUCAGCCAGGGAACUACGGUCCCUCCUAUGGUGGCAGCGGCCAUCCGGCCCCUCCCCCGACUGCCCCAGUUUCGUUCGGACAUGGCGCUCCCCAGGGUUAUAGCUUCCAGUACUCGCGCUGUACCGGUAAGCGAAAGGCGUUGUUGAUCGGAAUCAACUAUUUCGGCCAGAAGGGUCAACUUCGCGGAUGUAUCAAUGAUGUCAAGAACAUGUCGACCUAUUUGAACCAAAACUUCGGAUACGCGCGUGAGGACAUGGUCAUUUUGACCGACGACCAACAGAACCCUAUGAGCCAACCGACCAAGGCGAACAUUCUCCGCGCCAUGCACUGGUUAGUCAAAGAUGCGCAGCCGAAUGACUCGCUCUUCUUCCACUACUCCGGCCACGGUGGUCAGACACCUGACUUGGAUGGCGACGAAGAUGAUGGAUACGACGAAGUCAUUUACCCGGUGGAUUUCCGGGUUGCUGGUCACAUUGUCGACGACGAGAUGCACCGAAUCAUGGUUCAGUCGCUGCGCCCCGGUGUGCGUCUGACUGCGAUCUUCGACUCUUGUCACUCCGGUUCCGCCCUCGACCUCCCUUACAUCUACUCCACUUCUGGCGUGCUCAAGGAGCCCAACCUGGCCAAGGAGGCCGGCCAAGGACUGCUGGGUGUGGUGUCGGCGUACGCGCGUGGCGAUAUGGGUGGCAUGGUGUCCACCGCCAUGGGAUUCCUGAAGAAGGCCACCAAGGGCGACGAGGCGUACGAGCGUACACUCAAGACCAAGACCAGCCCCGCAGACGUCAUCAUGUGGUCUGGUAGCAAGGACGAUCAAACCAGUCAAGAUGCCCAGAUCGCCGGUCAAGCUACCGGUGCUAUGUCGUGGGCCUUCAUCGCUGCUCUCCGGAAGAACCCUCAGCAGAGUUACGUCCAAUUGCUGAACAGCAUCCGUGACGAGUUGUCAUCCAAGUAUACUCAAAAGCCGCAGUUGAGCUGCAGUCACCCUCUGGGUAAGUUCAUCUCUGCCCAGAGAUGA
Molecule: messenger RNA, 1233 nt
Organism: Penicillium maclennaniae
Lineage: Eukaryota; Fungi; Ascomycota; Eurotiomycetes; Eurotiales; Aspergillaceae
Product: caspase family protein
Exons: 3
Coding region: 1-1233 (410 amino acids)
Biological process (GO): proteolysis
Molecular function (GO): cysteine-type endopeptidase activity
Source: RefSeq, a predicted model, not a curated record